Molecule: messenger RNA, 1859 nt
Organism: Phlebotomus papatasi
Lineage: Eukaryota; Metazoa; Arthropoda; Insecta; Diptera; Psychodidae
Gene: Gabat
Product: 4-aminobutyrate aminotransferase, mitochondrial
Exons: 5
Coding region: 225-1694 (489 amino acids)
Biological process (GO): GABA catabolic process
Cellular component (GO): mitochondrion
Molecular function (GO): pyridoxal phosphate binding
Source: RefSeq, a predicted model, not a curated record
CAGUCUCGUUGAGAGUUCCGCUGUGGACAGUGGUCCCUGUUUGAGUGUUUGUGCCCAACAGUUGAGCCAGGGACAAGUGGCAAGAGAGAGGCUUUUGGGGCAAUUAUCGUGCUGGCUCAAUUGUCUCGAUACCAGUAGGUCUCGAUCAGUGAACAGGUCCAGUUGAGGGUAUCAAUUUGCCAACAAGUUUUAUUUGAGCUCUUGAGAGGAAAUACAGUGUCAAAAUGUACAAAUCGAUAAUUCGCAUUCCUCAUCCUGCUGUGAGAAUAUGCCUCAAGGAUGUGAGACCAUUUUCAACUUCAAAGGAACCAACAGGACCUGUUGUAAGAACACAAAUUCCAGGACCAAGAUCCACAGAAUUGCUCAAGAACCUCAAUAAACUCCAGAAUGCGGGAUCCGUUCAGUUGUUUGCAAACUAUGACAAAUCAUACAGGAAUUAUGUGGUAGAUGCUGAUGAUAAUAUCCUGCUGGAUGUCUUUACUCAAAUAUCAUCAGUUCCCCUCGGAUACAAUCAUCCAGAUCUUCUCAGUGUCUUCACAAAUGAGCACAAUCUUAAGAGCCUCAUAAAUAGACCAGCUUUGGGAGUAUUUCCGGGAGAAGAUUGGCCUCAAAAAUUGCAAUCAGUUCUGAUGUCAGUUGCGCCUCCAGGAACUACACACGUUACAACCAUGAUGUGUGGGUCUUGUUCCAAUGAGAAUGCAUACAAGAAUAUCUUCAUUUGGCACAGGAAGACUCAACGUGGGGAAAAUGUGGAAUUCUCUCCUCAGGAAAUAUCAUCUUGCAUGAUUAAUCAAAUGCCAGGAUCACCAAAACUCAGUAUAUUGUCCUUUGAUGGAGCUUUCCAUGGGCGCACACUUGGUGUCCUGUCUACAACGCACUCGAAAUACAUUCACAAGAUCGAUGUUCCAGCUUUUGACUGGCCCAUAGCUCCUUUUCCCCGGUAUCGAUAUCCAUUGAAGGACUUUGUGCGGGAAAAUAAGCAGGAAGAUGAGAGAUGUCUAGCUCAAGUAGAGGAGUUAAUCAGUGAGUGGGCUAAAAAGAAUAAUCCCGUCGCUGGUAUCGUUAUAGAACCCAUUCAGAGUGAGGGUGGAGACAAUGAGGCUUCUCCAGAAUUUUUCCAGGGCCUCCAAAAAAUCGCAAAGGCCAAUGGAGCUGCUCUCUUGAUCGAUGAGGUUCAAACUGGCGGUGGACCAACAGGGAAGAUGUGGUGCCAUGAAUAUUUCAAUUUGCCAUCUCCUCCAGAUAUUGUAACGUUCAGCAAGAAAAUGCAGCUGGGCGGAUACUUCCAUGGAGAGCACAUGACUCCACCGCAAGCCUACAGGGUUUUCAACACGUGGAUGGGAGAUCCAGGAAAAGUCUUGCUCCUGGAGCAGAUAAUAAAUGUGAUGAAGCGAGAUGGUCUUCUGCAGCAAGUUCAGAAAGUUGGAGAUCAUUUCAAGGAACGCCUUCUGGAGAUCGAAGCUGAAUUCCCACAUUUGCUCAAUUCAUGUCGCGGUCGAGGUACCUUCCUGGCCAUCAACUGUCGUAACACCAAACUCCGCGAUGAUCUUUUGCACAAACUCAAGCAGAAGGGUAUCAUUACUGGUGGUUGCGGAGAUCUGGCUAUUCGUCUCCGCCCGGCCCUGGUGUUCGAGGAGAAGCAUGCUAACAUCUUCCUGGAUCACUUCCGCAGCGCUCUCAAAGAAGUAAAGUAGAUAUUCCAGUGAUUCUGCAAACAUUGUGCUCUUUGUUUGUCUUCCAUUAGCGCAAUAUCCUUGUUUAUAGCGUCUUCCACAGCAAUUGAAGUACAUCGUUCAUGAUCACAAUUUGUUGCAUAUCUCUCCCAGAGAGACAAUAAAAGACAUAAAAUCGUACAAAAA